Molecule: messenger RNA, 1758 nt
Organism: Poeciliopsis prolifica (blackstripe livebearer)
Lineage: Eukaryota; Metazoa; Chordata; Actinopteri; Cyprinodontiformes; Poeciliidae
Product: ADP-ribosylation factor GTPase-activating protein 2-like
Biological process (GO): COPI coating of Golgi vesicle
Molecular function (GO): GTPase activator activity
Source: RefSeq, a predicted model, not a curated record
AGAUGGCUACGGAACCAAAUAAGACCGAAAUCUUGACGAUUUUCAAAAGAUUGAGAUCAAUUCCCACAAACAAGACUUGCUUCGACUGCGCUGCCAAAAACCCGAGCUGGGCCAGCAUCUCGUACGGCGUGUUCCUGUGCAUCGACUGCUCCGGCAUCCACCGCUCGCUGGGCGUCCACCUCAGCUUCAUCAGGUCGGCCUCAGACCAUCCAGAGUUAGACUCCAACUGGAACUGGUUCCAGCUGAGAUGCAUGCAGGUCGGAGGGAACGCCAACGCGACGGCCUUCUUCCGUCAGCACGGCUGUUCCACCAACGACACCAACGCCAAGUACAACAGCCGCGCCGCCCAGAUGUACCGAGAGAAGAUCCGGCAGCUGGCCAACGCGGCGCUGUCAAAGUACGGCACCGAGCUGUGGAUCGAUUCGUCUGCAGGAGGAGCGUCUGCCGCCGAGAAGAAGGACGACGAUUUCUUCGCUGAACAUUCACAGUUUUCUGAUGAGUGGAGCAUAGCGCCCCCUGCAGAGCAGAACGGAGCCGCUGUUUGCCCCCAGCUGACCGACCCGGCGCCGAAAGCCCAGGAUGACGGCCAACCAGAGGACGGGCCGAGCAUCGACGGUCUCAGCACGUCGCCCAAAGCCGCCAUUGAGGACUCCAUGCGUUUGUCCCUGCAGAGCGGCCCGCCGGCUGCAGAUGUGAAGCCGUCCAUCAUUGGGAAGAAGAAACCCAUGGCUGCUAAAAAAGGGCUCGGGGCAAAGAAAGGUCUGGGUGCGCAGAAGGUGAGCAGCAAAAGCUUCUCUGAGGUGGAGAAGCAGGCGCAGGUGGCCGAGAAGCUGAGGGAGGAGCAGGUGGCCGAGGCCAAGAAGCAAGCAGAGGAGUCCAUAGUGGCGUCCAUGCGGCUGGCCUACCAGGAGCUGCAGAUCGACAGGAAGAUGGAGGAGAAGAAGCUGCAGAACCUGGAGGGGAAGAAGAGGGAGCAGGCGGAGCGGCUGGGGAUGGGCUUCGGCGGCCGCAGCGUCGUGUCUCACUCCGUGAUGUCAGAGAUGCAGGUGAUCGAGCAGGAGACGCCGGCGGGAGCCAAGACAUCGUCCCGCUCCAAACUGGACCUGUUUGACGAGCCGGGAUUCACCUCCGGACCGCCAAAGUAUAAGGACAACCCGUUCACGGUGGGAGACGGCUUCGGCUCGCGGUGGGACGCCGACGGCGGCUCGUUCACCGCCGCCUGGGCUCUGGAGAAGGACGAACCCAAGGAGGAAGUCACCAUCUCCAGCAUCCAGCCGAUCGGAGAGAGGCUCCCCAGCCGGAGGAAAGCCGAGGCGUCGUCCGCCGGGUCGGAGUCCAGCGAGGCCAGGCAGAAGUUCGCCAACGCCAAGGCCAUCUCCUCCGACAUGUUCUUCGGUCGGGAGAGCAACGCCGAGUACGAGGCAAAGACGAAGCUGGAGAGUCUGUCGGGCAGCAGCUCCAUCAGCUCCGCCGAUCUGUUCGGAGACGGCAGCGACAGCAGAGGCCGGGUUUCGGGUUUAGACAGCGUUCUUCCCUCCGGCCCGGACAUGGCCCAGUUCAAGCAGGGGGUGAAAACGGUGGCGGGGAAGAUGGCCGUCCUCGCCAACGGGGUGAUGAACACCAUCCAGGACCGCUACGGGUCGUACUGAGCGGCGCCGGCAGAACCGAUUGGCAUCGCUCCAAACGGAGCGAGGAGACGGGCGAGACGCGGGAAGGCUUGCAUGGGAAAGACGGCGUCCCCUGUCCUGUCCUCCACUA